Naegleria fowleri is the source of this 381-nucleotide messenger RNA. RefSeq lists its product as uncharacterized. The record is from RefSeq and is a predicted model, not a curated record. NCBI's taxonomy places the organism in Eukaryota, Heterolobosea, Eutetramitea, Acrasida, Naegleriidae. The transcript has a single exon. Bases 1 to 381 code for a protein of 126 amino acids.
AUGUUCUCUUCAACAAGAACGAACCGGGUUCUUUUCACCCUCUUUCUCUUCAUUGUCACAACAACAUCUUUGCUCGCACCUGUGAAAGCAAUCGACAUUCUUCCUCCUCAUAGACGUCCAUUUCCGAAUGCUUCCAUCGUUGCUGCCAGUAUCGCAGGUGCCAUCGUAUUUGCUGGUAUGGCACUUGCAUGUUUGUUAGCUCUUCCAAGAAUACUCCUGUUCAUUCGAGCUCGAUUAAUGAUCGAUGAAGAAGAGGAGGAAGCUGCAGGUGACGGUGCCGAAGAAGGAAAUGAACAGAAAAAUGAAAUUGAAUUGAAACAUCAACAACAAAAUGGAGCAAAUACCAACAUGGCAGGAAUAACUGGAAAUUAUGAAAAUUAA